AUCGCCGUGGUGGGUGGACGCGGAUGUGGGCGCGUGCACGCCAGUGUGAAACCGCUGCCGCGCGCUAAAAUGGCGGUGACGCGUUACCGGCGGUUCCUCCGGCUCUGUGAGGAAUGGCCGCUCGAUCACACCAAGAAGGGCCGCGAUCUAGGCACCUUUCUGCGGCAGCGGGUGGCGCUGGCCUUCCGGGAGGGCGAGAACACCCAGAUUGCAGAUCAAGAGAAAUGUGACCAGAUGUAUGAAAGUUUAGCUAGAAUCAACUCUGCUUAUUACAAAAAUAAGUACCCUCGUCUCAGAAACACAAGUUUUACUGGUGUGACAGCGGAAGAAUGUCGAAUGGUUCUUGCAACAGAUAAUAUGAAACAAAUGGAAGAAAUGAAGAAAGGUAUGUGGAAAAAGCUGCGAGAGAAGUUCACAGGCAAACCAGAUAAUGUUACCAAGGAAUAUGUCUAAUUGUUGCACCUUACUGAAACUGCAAUUAAUAUCUGAAACUGCAAUUAAUAUUUAUAUGUUGGUUGCCAAAUAAUAAACAUCUGUUUUCUGGAAUUAUUUUUGGACUAUAUGCUUAUGGAAAUGAUCUAUGUAAUUUGAAAGUUUAAUUUUGAUCUUUUGAAAUAUACUAUUACACAUGUUCAAAUGUGAAAGUUCAUAUUUUAAAGUAUACUAUAAAUCCAUGUUUUCUGUAAUAAAGUAGUUAUAAUAUUCAGUUACCACGCCCAGGGAAAGGAUUACUUGUAAAAUAGCAUAAAAUAUCUUAAUAAAAGCAAUUUUAAAGAAACUAAAGAUGCAUGCAAUCA
Mobula hypostoma (lesser devil ray) is the source of this 797-nucleotide messenger RNA. Its product is annotated as ubiquinol-cytochrome-c reductase complex assembly factor 2. Gene Ontology annotation, biological process: mitochondrial respiratory chain complex III assembly. The transcript has 4 exons. The coding region runs from base 70 to 453 and encodes 127 amino acids. NCBI's taxonomy places the organism in Eukaryota, Metazoa, Chordata, Chondrichthyes, Myliobatiformes, Myliobatidae. The record is from RefSeq and is a predicted model, not a curated record. Gene Ontology annotation, cellular component: mitochondrial matrix.